Cucurbita pepo subsp. pepo (vegetable marrow) is the source of this 461-nucleotide messenger RNA. NCBI's taxonomy places the organism in Eukaryota, Viridiplantae, Streptophyta, Magnoliopsida, Cucurbitales, Cucurbitaceae. The record is from RefSeq and is a predicted model, not a curated record.
CCGAAACGAUAAAAAAAGCGAACAGCGUUCAUUUCCCCGAAGAGAAACUCUGCAAGUGGUUAGUUCAACUUCUGAUGGCACUCGAUUACUUGCACACGAAUCAUAUCCUUCACCGAGAUGUUAAGUGUUCGAACAUAUUUUUGACUAAAAAUCGAGAUAUACGCCUCGGUGACUUCGGACUAGCCAAAAUGUUGACGUCAGACGAUCUUACGUCCUCGGUCGUAGGAACUCCGAGCUAUAUGUGUCCAGAACUUCUUGCUGAUAUACCUUACGGUUCGAAGUCGGAUAUUUGGUCUUUAGGAUGCUGUAUAUAUGAGAUGACUGCUCUAAAGCCUGCAUUCAAAGCGUUUGUAAGUUUCGAACGUCAUUUGUUCUUGUUCGGGAAUUUCUUCUAUGGUAGCUUAUGUCCAUUAGAUAACUCCAUUCCCUCUAUAAUUAGUGUGAGUUUAUUUUAUAACUAG